Messenger RNA from Paramisgurnus dabryanus, 3355 nucleotides. RefSeq lists its product as uncharacterized. NCBI's taxonomy places the organism in Eukaryota, Metazoa, Chordata, Actinopteri, Cypriniformes, Cobitidae. Gene Ontology annotation, molecular function: DNA-binding transcription activator activity, RNA polymerase II-specific; RNA polymerase II cis-regulatory region sequence-specific DNA binding. The record is from RefSeq and is a predicted model, not a curated record. Gene Ontology annotation, biological process: regulation of transcription by RNA polymerase II. Gene Ontology annotation, cellular component: nucleus.
AGAAAAGAGCUUGCGUGUGAUGUGUUUGUGUAUCCUCAGUGUUUUUCUCUCGUGAGUGUUUUAUUGAGUGUAAACAGAGUCUUGUCUCUGUGUAUUUUAGUGUUGAUGAUGAGAUGGAUGUGAUGUGCUGUAAAUCAGGAACUGAUCAGGGUUUACAGGAUGAGGAAUCUACUGAUCAAACCUCCACAGAGUCUCUGGAUUCUGUCUGGAACGCUGGAGAACAGCAGCAGAUCCUGCAGACCAAACUCAACAUGUGUUCAGUCAAACUGGAGGACAGUGCAAACCAAACUGAGAUGAAAAGAGAAACCACAGCCGAGGAAGAUCACACUGAGGAAGAUGUGAAGAGUGAUUCAUGUUGUGAAGGAGAAAUAACGUCCUCAACAUCACAAGAGCGAUGGUCAGCACAAACUCAUUUCAGCAUCACCGGUGGAGAGACAUUGAGCUCACAGAGACAUUUAGAGAGAAAACACACAGAACAGAAACUCUUCACCUGCACCAGAUCUGAGAUCAGCUUUAAUACCUUACAAGAGAAGAAACUUCAUUCAGAAGAACACAAAGAGACGAAGAAGCAGUUUGACUGUGAGAAAAGGGAUGAAAAGUCUUUCUAUUGCAGUGAUUGUGGCUAUUCAUUCAGCACCAAACACAAUCUUGAUGUUCAUCAGAGAAUUCACACAGGAGAAAAACCAUACGAGUGUCCUCACUGUGAGAUGAGAUUCAGACACAAACAUCACCUGAAGGCACAUGUGCUUAUACACACCAAAGAGAGACCGCAUCUGUGCAGUGAAUGUGGAAAAACCUUUAGAGAUUCAUGGUCAUUAAAAUCACACCAGAAUUUUCACACUGAAGAGAAACUCCAUCAAUGUUCACACUGUGAUAAACGUUACUGUCAGAAAUCUCAUCUGAUAGCCCAUGAGAGAAUUCACACUGGAGAGAAACCUUACGUCUGUAGUGUUUGUGCAAAGAGUUUUAAUCAACGUGAACAUAUAAUGAGACACCUGAGAACUCAUACAGGUGAAAAACCUUACAAAUGCUCUCAGUGUGAGAAGACGUUUGCUCAGUCAGGUCACUUAAAAGCUCAUCAGAGAGUUCACACUGGAGAGAAACCUUACGUCUGCUCUCAAUGUGGAAAGAGCUUCUCACAUCACAGUGCCUUCAGACAUCAUCAGAUAGUUCACACUGGAGAGAAAUCUCAUCACUGUAAUGUCUGCGAGAAGAGUUUUAAUCAACGUAGCAAUUUAGUGAAACACCAGAGAACUCAUACAGGUGAAAAACCUUUCAAAUGCUCUUAUUGUGAGAGAACUUUUGCUCAGUCUGGUAACUUACAAAUCCAUGAGAGAGUUCACACUGGAGAGAAACCUUACGUCUGCUCUCAGUGUGGUAAGAGCUUCUUUAAUCAAACUUCUUUCAACUAUCAUCAGAGAACUCAUACAGGUGAAAAACCUUAUAAAUGCUCUCAGUGUGAGAAGAUGUUUACUAAGUCAAGUAACUUAAAAAUCCAUGAGAGAAUUCACACUGGAGAGAAACCUUACGUCUGCUCGAUCUGUGGAGAGAGAUUCACUAAAGUAGGACAUUUAAAGACUCAUCAGAAGAAACACACUGAAGAACAAACUGAUCUGUGAAAUACACUUUUUCACCCAAUUACUAAUAGUUUAUAUAUAAAUUAUUAUUUGUAUAUUCAUUUUAAUAUUUUUAUUAAUUGUAAAUCUUAUUAAUUUUAGCUUUUACUUUUUACAUACUUUUUUUUAUCAAAGUUGAAACCGUAAACAUUACUUAAUGCACCAUGAACUAACAUGAAUAACUGUACUGAGUCAAGAAUGCUGAAAACUAUAGCUAUAUUGUUCAUUGUUUGUUCAUGUUAGAUAAUGCAUUUACUAAUGUUAACAAAUACAACCUUAUUGUAAAGUGUUACAGAAUUGUUUAUUUCAUAUUAUUUAGUAGAGAUAAACAAAAACUAAUCUGGAUCCGCUCCAACCUAAAAGUUAUAGGCCAAUAUCUAAACUGCCAUUCAUGUCAAAAAUCUUAGAAAAAGUUGUAACUGAGCAACUCACCCUUUUUCUAGAGAAACAUGGUUUAUUUGACAAAUUCCAGUCUGGCUUUCGUAAAAACCAUUCCACAGAAACAGCAUUACUAAAAAUCCAGAGUGAUAUUAUGAUGUCGGCUGAUUCUAAGGAAUACACAGUGAUGGUUUUAUUAGACCUCUCAUCAGCUUUCGACAAUAUUGAUCAUAAUAUUAUGAUAAAUAGACUUCGUGAUUUGGUUGGUAUGUCUGGAUCAGUUCUAAAAUGGUUUUCAUCUUACCUGUCCAGCAGAAGCUUUAGUGUCUACGUGAAUCAGAUUAUGUCUGAAACUGCUGAAUUAUCGUGUGGUGUUCCUCAGGGUUCUGUCUUGGGUCCCAUUCUCUUUCUCCUUUACAUAUUUCCUUUAGGUCAGAUAAUUAGCCAGUUUAGUGAUAUAUCCUACCAUCUAUGACCUGAGUUCUUCAAAUUAUCAUCUCUAAUCCACUGUCUGACUAGUAUCAAACAGUGGUUAUGUAGGAACUUUUUGCUUCUAAAUUCUGACAAAACAGAAACACUAAUUAUCGCCCCUGAGAGCAAAAUUCCAAAUGUAAUACAACAUAUUAAUGACUUAGGCUCGUCUGUCAAAUCGAGCCUCAGGAGCUUAGGUGUUGUGUUUGAGUCAGCUAUGUCCUUGGAGCUCCACACGAAACAUUUAGUGAGAAACUGUUUCUUUCAAUUGAGGAAUAUUUCGAAAUUAAGAUCUUUUGUGACUAAGGGUGAGUUGGAGAUGAUCAUUCAUGCGUUCAUCUCCUUUCGUUUAGACUACUGGAACAGUCUUUUUACUUGUUUGAGUAAGAAGGACCUUUAUCGUUUACAGGCUGUCCAGAACUCCGCGGCAAGGCUUUUGGUCCACAUUAAGAAAAGAGAGCACAUCACACCGAUCUUAGUAACACUCCACUGGUUACCGGUCCAGUAUAGGAUACAUUUUAAAAUUCUGGUUCUCACUUUAAGGGGCUUACAUGGCCAAGCCCCUAACUACAUCACUGAUUUGAUACAGCCUUACACUCCAAUUCGAAGCCUUAGGUCACUAGAUCAGAACCUAUAAGUCGCUUCCCGUACUCAUUUUAAAACUAGAGGGGAUCAGUCAUUUAAGGCGGUUGCUCCUAGGCUUAGGAACGCUUUGCCUCUUUUUUUUGCACUGUGCGAAUUCAGUUGAUUCUUUUAAAAAACAACUGAAGACUCUGCUCUUCAAACAGGCUUUUGGUUAGUCUGAGGUUUUUAUGGUUGUUUGUUGUGUUUGUUGAUUCUAUCUUGUAUUCUGUAGAAGGUUUUUAAAUGUUUUUGUAUUAUAUUUUAUU